AUGGAGGCGCACCGUGGACCGCGUGGACCUCUAACUUGGAUGCUCCCCGAGGAAGUCAUCACGCACAAUGUGCCGGGAGACGUGUGGGUGACAGUCCUUGGUCGUGUGCUGGACGUCAGUGACUUGGCGGACCCUCUGGGGACGCUGGCCUCCCGCGUCCUUGUCGCUUUCGCUGGCAAGGACAUGAGUCACUACUUCGACCCAGAUACGCUGGAUACAUUCAGCAGCGUGCUGCUCCUGCAGGUGUGCUCGGAGGACUCGGUGGGCCGCGUGCUGCAGCGCUACCAGGUGUUCAACAGCGGGGCCGCGGACCGGUACUCGUGCGUGUCGGAGGACGGGGAGGGCGUGGUGGGCCUGGACCCGACGAGGACCCUGGAUGAGAACGGCGUCGUGGACGAGAGGGACUUGUACAUCCAGCUGGGGUUGCCGGAGGACUUCUACGUCCCCGCGCUGCAGCUCAUCCUCCGCCACGAUGACGAUGACGGCCCUUCGAACUGGGAAUCUCCAGCGGCGCACUGAGCUCCUCGGCUGUCGUAGAGUCCUAGAGGACUCUAGGCUGUCGCGCCUAGGGCCGCACAAACACAAUGAGCCGUCGCGGCGUGUCGUCGCCGUCCGUUAUUACCUGGAGGGACGAAUCCUCGUGGGAACCAGACCGGUCGCCUCGCGCGCGCCACCCACAUCCACCACCCGGCCCCGGCCUCCAAGCCUGCUCUGCGCCGCUGGGCGGGAACUGGCGAGGUGGCCGACGGGACACCCUGGGCUUGCGGGGUAUGGCGUGCAUGUCCCCGUCAGCGCCAGCUCGUGACACUCGACCCGCGGGCCUGGCUGGACCACGGGGAGGCCAAUGCCGACGGCGUGCCCCGCCCUCGCCUGGCCGCCAUAGACAAGGGCGCCCCCUCCCCCCCCCCUCCAAACCAAGCGCGUUGCUUUGUGCAACGUGCAAGGCAGACGAACACAUCUUUACGGAUCGGAGUUCCUGUGACCUCCGCAACCAAGGUUGCGCACCAUGCGUCGCCAGCGUAGAAUGCAAACAGACGAUAUGGAGAAGGACCGUCGUCGGGCUGAACUCUCCCCACCACCCCUAGUUACACAAUAAUCUAUGUGCCCUCGAUAAGGGCUGGCCUCCAAGGUCACCACUUCCUCGCGACUGGAGAGGCGCCCAGCCCCGGCGCAGCCACGCCCCGCGCCAGGACCAGGACCUGCAUGUUGGCCGCGCCGGCACGCGCGGCGGGUGUGACACGGGAGGUCGGCGGCGCCGAGGAGGCUGCUACAGCAGCGCGAGGUGCGGGAGCAGAGGGCCUCGUCGCGGCCGUGAAGGUCCGCGUCAAACACGCAGAGGAAUGUCCCCUGGACAGCUCAUCCGUGUGCCUGCUUGUCAGCGAGACGGCGUGGGACUUCCCUCUGCGCCGCCGCCCGCGCUCGCCCGCGCCCUGCAGGAUGCCCCGCCCUCCGCGUGUUUGCCGAGUGUGUUUACUCGAGUUGGAGGCCCCGAUCAGCGAUACACACGAGCCGCAGGGGGGAUAAGGACAGAAGGUUUAUGCAAUGUUUUAACUGGACGAUGACGUGUCUGCGCGCGUCACCGUCACUUCCGGUGAGCGAGCGAGCACAGACUAUUUCACGUGGGUCUCUAAGAAGUGUAAAUUCUGUUGUUCCCCUCUAGCACACAUUCGGGGGAAGCAUUGACCCAUACCCGUCCUGUUUGACCGGCGGUGUCGCGGGUUUUGUGCCCCGCUCCUCACGCUGCUGCUGUGCUGCCAUUUCAUUAUCAAGAGCAGAGUGAGCGGGUCUUUUGAUUUCUUCGGUCAGCUGAAGGCUGAAGGGGUCAUCUUUUUAGGGGCUCCAGCACCCACAGGAAACCCGGCAAAACCCGGGGGUUGACCUGCAGGGGGGCAGGGGAAGCGGGCAGCUCCAGACCCUCUGAGGCACCAGG
Molecule: messenger RNA, 1930 nt
Organism: Frankliniella occidentalis (western flower thrips)
Lineage: Eukaryota; Metazoa; Arthropoda; Insecta; Thysanoptera; Thripidae
Exons: 2
Coding region: 1-519 (172 amino acids)
Source: RefSeq, a predicted model, not a curated record